CUCAGGGCAGAGGGGGGCCAGAGGGGCAGUGGACACAAGCACAAGAUGGCAGGAGAACAUGAUCCCAGGGUGCUGGGCCUCCCGGAGGAGAAAGCAACAUUCGGAGGCCAGAGAUUCACUGAGAAAGACCCCGAGAUGCUCACUCAGAGCCCAAAGAGCUUUCCAGGUCCUGCAGGCUGGCUGACCCGAGUCCCCUGGAUUCUGUUGCUGCUUCUCAGCUCUUUGUGCCUCUGCUUUGUGCUUUUGGUGACCACCCUGGCUCAAGUUUCCAGGACCCCCGGAUCCCCGCAGGCAAAGGUCCAGGAUCAUCAGAGCAACUUCAGCCUGGGGGCUGCCUCUCAGGAGCAGGUACUCUCAGGCUUGGAGCAGGUCCGUCAGCAGCUGACCUGGAUCAACACCUCCCUGGCUGCCCUGUGCCGACCCUGCCCCUGGGGCUGGGAGGCAUUCCAGGGAAACUGCUACUUCUUCUCUCGGACCCUGGGCACCUGGGAGAAUUCCGUCUCCUCCUGCCAGGACAUGGGGGCCCACCUGGUGAUCGUCAACAAUGCUGCAGAGCAGAGGUUCCUGAGGUACUGGGACAUCAGAAAGAGCCAGCGUACCUGGAUCGGCCUCAGUGACCACAACAAUGAAGGUUCCUGGUACUGGGUGGACAAUACCCCUCUCCAGCUCAGCUACUGGAAAGAGGGGGAGCCCAACAACGCCGGAGACGAGGACUGCGUGGAGCUCUUCGUGGAGGACUGGAACGACAGCAAGUGUACCGCCCAGAACUUCUGGAUCUGCGAGCGGCCCUCCGCCCGCUGCCCUGGCGCCUAGCGCCCUGCUCCCCGUAGGGGGCGCUCCGCUGGCUGUCCUCCAGCCCUGUCCCUUCGCUGCCCGCUGGUCCCGCUGAUGCCUUUGCAUCCUGACAGAGCCCUGAGACUCCCUCCCUGCAGCCCGGCCCUCCACAGGGCACCACCGCUCAGACCUCUGCUUGCAGGGAAGGCCUGGGCACCUCCGCCCAGCCGCGACACCACUUAGCUAAGUCACUGAGGUGCGGCUCAAGGCAUCAGGGAAGCCCUGUGUCCCACCCCCACUCUGCAAAAACUGAAAUAAAGCAAGUUCACACGAUGUGCUC
Urocitellus parryii (Arctic ground squirrel) is the source of this 1114-nucleotide messenger RNA. RefSeq names its product CD209 antigen-like protein C. The record is from RefSeq and is a predicted model, not a curated record. NCBI's taxonomy places the organism in Eukaryota, Metazoa, Chordata, Mammalia, Rodentia, Sciuridae.